GGUCAUCACCCCGGUGUAAACGACGAUGACAUGCGACUGUCAUAACAUCCAUAGCUCAAGGAUUUUUUUUUCUCUAUGUUCAAUGGUCCACCAAUACAAUCUGCACCGACAACUACGCGGCUUAAACCAUAUCGAGCCGAGAGAUAGGAGACCUGAAACCUGUUUCAGAACUCUCCAGCUUUGAUCUCGUCUUUGUAUGUUCCGAUGAUAUCAUACUAGAUGGAUUGUUUGGGAAAAGACUAGUGUGUUGAUAUAGACGCGGUUCAUAGCAUAUAUAAGUACUCCUGCGGUCACCAUUGGCUUCAUAACUCCAACAUGUCUUCUGCGGCCAUCCAAUACACCCUUCCUGACCUACUCUCACUCUGUUCCUUUGACUUUAGCAAACCUAAUCCUUACUUGCAGGAGUGCAGUGCAGAGAGCAACGCGUGGGUCACCCGUUUCAACGUUUUAAACGACAAAAACAAAAUCAAGAUGGAGAAUAGCCAAUCUGAACUUCUCUGUGCCCUCGUAUACCCAUACGCAGGGCAUGAGGGAUUCAGAACGACCUGCGACUUCGUCAACUUGUUGUUCGUCCUGGAUCAUCUUAGCGAUGACAUGAAUGGCAAGGAUGCGCACGGCGCAUGCGAGGUCUUUUAUCAAGUCAUGGCAGAUCCUGACUUCAACCAUGAGUCUAUUUUGGCAAAAAUCACGCUUGAUUUUCGUCAAUCCAUUCUCCGUGCCGCGAAGCCGCAGUUCUUCAAACACUUCCUGAGCUGCCUAAGGGGAUAUACCCAAGCCGUUGUGCAGGAAGCGGAACUAAGAGAAGCUGGAGAAGUUCACGAUCUGAUUAACUUCGUGCCUCUACGUCGUGAAAACAGCGCCGUGAGGUGUUGUUUCACAUUCAUAGAAUAUAACUUGGACAUCGAAUUACCUGAUGCAGUCUUCGACGAUCCAAUUUUCCAAAGUGUUUAUUUUGCGGCUGUUGACAUGGUGUGCUGGUCCAACGACCUCUUUUCAUACAACGUGGAGCAGGCCAUGGGCCACACCAGCAACAAUAUCGUUACUGUUUUAAUGCAGGAGAAAGGAAUGAGCGUUCAAGAGGCAGUGGACUCCAUCGGAGUUGUCUUUAAACAGCUCAUGACACGCUUUCUGAAGGACAAGUCUCGUUUGCCGUCCUGGGGUGCGGAUGUUGACCGUGACGUUGCACUCUACGUCGAAGGUCUUACACGUUGGGUUGGUGGAAAUUUGGUCUGGUCAUUCCAGUGUUCCAGAUACUUUGGAACUGCCAACAAUGUCGCCCUCCUCACUCGGUUGGUGACUCUGUACCCGAAGGAUACUGAGGUUGAGCAAGAGUGAAAGAGGUUGUUAGAUGAAGAUAAUGCAUUGACAUGAACAUAUAGAACACUUUAGAUUUGUCGGUAGAAUUUUUUCUGAAUCAUUUUUGGUCUGGAUGGU
This is a messenger RNA of Suillus clintonianus, 1434 nucleotides long. RefSeq names its product isoprenoid synthase domain-containing protein. The record is from RefSeq and is a predicted model, not a curated record. The coding region runs from base 316 to 1335 and encodes 339 amino acids. Lineage: Eukaryota; Fungi; Basidiomycota; Agaricomycetes; Boletales; Suillaceae. The transcript has 4 exons.